Messenger RNA from Sphaeroforma arctica JP610, 1179 nucleotides. RefSeq lists its product as hypothetical. Lineage: Eukaryota; Ichthyosporea; Ichthyophonida. Bases 1 to 1179 code for a protein of 392 amino acids. The transcript has a single exon. Gene Ontology annotation, molecular function: long-chain fatty acid-CoA ligase activity. The record is from RefSeq and is a predicted model, not a curated record. Gene Ontology annotation, cellular component: endoplasmic reticulum; membrane.
AUGGAAUGGGCACUGAGUGAUCACGCUCUAUCGUCCUAUACUCUACCAUCCGUCGCAAUCUACGACACACUUGGUCCCGAUUCGGUACAUUACGUGAUGGAGCACAGUGAAAUGGUAGCGGCCUUCUUCGAAAAGAUUCGUCUUGAGUCCGUCCUUGCAGCGAUUGGAAAGGGUCUACCACAUCUCAAGUACGCCAUUUGCUUUGAUGUUGUUACAGCGGAGGACAAGGCCAAAUUCGUGAAAGCGGGCGUUGAGCUGCUCAACUUGUACGAGCUAACGGACAUGGGCGUGGAGAAUGUGUUCCCACACGAUCCUCCCACUGCAUCGGAUGUUGCCGUGCUAAUGUACACAUCGGGCACCACAGGAAACCCCAAAGGUGUGCAGAUCACCCAUAGCAAUGUGAUGUCCGAUGUAGUGUCGCUUCAGAGACGACUCCAUGUGAGCAAUCGGGAUGUGCACUUCUCAUUCCUGCCCUUAGCUCACAUAUUCGAACGGGUGAUACAGGCGCUAUGCGUCAGCCAGGGUUGUAGCAUAGGAUUCUACCAAGGCAAACUGCCUGAACUUAUGUUGGAUAUCCAGACGUUAAGACCUACUUUCUUCGUCGCUGUACCUCGCAUUCUCUCGCGAAUCUACGACAAGAUCAAUCAAGGUGUCAAGGCCGGAGGGCCCGAGAAAGAGAUUGCUUUCAAGGACGCCUAUAACAUGCGUCUCGCAGCUCUGGAGCGUGGAGAAGACACCCCUAUGCUUAAUAAGAAAGUGUUCGAUCGAAUGGGUAUGGCGCUGGGUGGACGUGUCAAGUGGAUUAUCACCUGCUCUGCACCCCUCGGAACGGCGAUACACGAGUUUCUGCGUGUGUGUGUGUGUCCAGUUAUCAUGGUUGGCAAUGGAUUAACUGAGACAACAGCAGGUGCUACCAUAACCCACUACAACGGCAUGAAGCUCGGGCAUGUGGGCUCAGCCAAGGCUUCCAAUGAGGUUAAGGUGGUGAGUAUUCCUGAAAUAAACUACUUGACAACCGAUGAGUGCCCUCGUGGUGAGGUGUGUGUGAGGGGUACCAAUGUCUUUGGUUCGUACCUGAAGAACCCCAAGAAAACUAAGGAGGAAAUCGCGCAGAUGGCACCUUAUCGAUCAACGAUCGCCAGAAAUCCAUUUUCAAGCUGUCCCAGGGCGAGUAUCUAG